Messenger RNA from Cryptotermes secundus, 881 nucleotides. Its product is annotated as zinc finger protein 436-like. The transcript is spliced from 5 exons. The record is from RefSeq and is a predicted model, not a curated record. The coding region runs from base 147 to 860 and encodes 237 amino acids. Gene Ontology annotation, molecular function: DNA-binding transcription factor activity, RNA polymerase II-specific; RNA polymerase II cis-regulatory region sequence-specific DNA binding. Gene Ontology annotation, biological process: regulation of transcription by RNA polymerase II. Lineage: Eukaryota; Metazoa; Arthropoda; Insecta; Blattodea; Kalotermitidae.
UUACGGUCGGCGGUGAUCGGUGUGAAACAAGGUGAGGAGCGUCACAAGUUGUGCCCACAACAAACUGCCAGAAGUUCUUGCAUCCAGGAUUGCUGAGAAUUCUCUUACAGAGAACUGAAGAAACAUUUCCUGCUGUGGCAGAAAGGAUGAACUGUACAAAGUCAGAGAAGGUUUUAGUGGGUCCACAUGGGGAGGCAUACGCAGCAAGUCAUGAUGCAGACCAGGCCAUGAAUAUAAAAGCUGAGGAAGCCUCAGAUGCACAAGAGGAAGCGUAUUCUGUGCAAAUAACAAUUCAGGAGAUAAAGGCUGAACCUGAGAACUGUACAAAUUUGGAGAAGGCUUUAGUGGGUCCAUAUGAUGAGAUAAACCCAGCACCUCAUGAUGCAAGUCAGGCCAUGAAUGUAAAAACUGAGGCAGUCUCAGAUGCAGAAGAGGAAGAGGAUCCUGUCCCAAUAACAUUUCCAGAAAUAAAGGCUGAACCUGAGGGUAAUUUGAAUGAACUUCAACCCGUACAUGGUGAGGAUCGACAAUAUUCAUGUGAUGACUGUGGUGAAUCAUUCAGUCAGCAGGUAAUUCUGAGAGCACAUCAAUGCAUGCAUAGUGCGGAGCAGCUGUUUUGUUGUGAUGUAUGUAAAGAGUCAUUCAGUCUGCAGAGUCAUCUGAAGAAGCAUCAGCGCAUACAUAGUCGGGAGAAGCCAUUUUGCUGUGAUGUAUGUAAAAAGUCAUUCGGUUAUAUGAGCCAUCAGAAGAGACAUCAGCACAUACAUAGUGGGGCGAAGCCAUUUUGUUGUGAUGUAUGUAAUAAGUCAUUCAGUCGGCGGAGCCAUCAGAAAAGACAUCAGCAUAUACAUAGUGGGUAGAAGCCGUUUUAUUGUGAUGUA